Molecule: messenger RNA, 1649 nt
Organism: Microbotryum saponariae
Lineage: Eukaryota; Fungi; Basidiomycota; Microbotryomycetes; Microbotryales; Microbotryaceae
Source: the annotation of a GenBank genome assembly
AUGUCAAGCACACACAAUGAGGCCGAUUCGGACCUGACGUUGGGACAACUGCUGACUAGGUCACUGGCCAGCGCCAACAUUGUGCUCAGCGCCGACUCGCCCAACGACCUCGCCAUACAAGUACGUCACUGCGCACCUCCCCUCCCAUUCUAUGAUGCAGCAACCUAACCCCUACCCUCUCCCCUCACACACCAGAACCGCAUUCACUCGACCGUAUCGGACCUCAAGCUAUGCUCCUCGCUCAUCUCCCACCCCUCAAUCCUGUCGCCGAACGAGACGUUGGAAGAAGUGCAGACGCGCGACUUGCGAUGUCUGCUCGUCGAUGCGCUCAGGGCCCAGUUACAAGUGCUUGUCAAGACCAAAGGAGCUGUCGAGAGGAUGCAGUGGUUGCAACAGGCCAAGGUCGGCUCUGGCUUUCGAGCUCCGAGCGCUCUACGGCGACUGAUCCUCCCUACCCCACUUCGGCCUUAUCUUACAGGCCCUCUUUGCGUCCUACGUCGCUCUGAUCGAUCGAUAUCAAGUCGUCGCCGAACACCAGAGAUCGACCUUCGCAGGACCGCAACAUGCGACCCAGGAUCCGACACGCCGCCGCGAGAGCAAGAUUGCGCAGUACAGGAUGGAGAAGGAGAUCAAGAACAAGUUGGACGUGAGUUGGGUAGGGCGUGCAGAACAUCGUUCGGCGAUGCUCACUUACGCUUCACUUUUUUUUUCUCUCACAGGAAUUGAGGAAACGAAGAAAUGAACAAAGAACCAAGGCGAGAGGCACGCGCAUCUCCCCCGCCUCUUCGUCCAUGACGGCGACGACCUCCUCCUCCACCACCACCCCCACUACGAACGAGCCCAACCCCAUCGACGACGACUCGUACGACUCGUACGACGACGAGACCGAAGUCGCUCGACCCUUGUACAUCCAACUCCUCUUGCAACACUACGUACGCGCCCACGCCGAACUGACAUCGAUCGAACAAGAACUGGAAUUGCUUGGUCACGGUAUGAAGAUGAGUGAUUUGCCUAGUGGGCCUUCGGGGAGUGGUAGUAGUGUGCAUGGCGCACAGGGAAAAAGUAGGGAGGGGGAAGAUGAUACCAGUUGGAGGUUGGACAAAGUCGAUCGAGGGGCUCAGGGGCCAUUGUUGGACAAGGAGGGCAAGGUGAGUCAAAAGCAUCCACCGGAGGACCGUCUCCACAACGAGAUCUAAUUCCCUUGACUCCAUUCCUCAUUCAGGUCCUACGACCCUUUACGAUCCUCCCCUCCACCAAAUCCUCCACAGGCGGUCUCCUCUCUACUCGUCUCCGUCUCCAAUCCGAAGUAUUCCGAUCCGGGCACCGACUCCCCACUAUGUCCAUCGAUGAAUUCCUCGACCAAGAACAAGAAAGAGGCAACAUACUUCAAGGGGGUGGACCUUCAAGUUCGGAUGCGGUCGAUCAAGCGAGGAGGGAUGAACAGGCUGAGAAAGAGGAUGAUACGCAGGCUGGCUAUGAUCGGGAGGAGAGGGAGUUGAGGAAGGCGAGGGAGUGGGAUGAUUAUAGAGAUGCGCACAGGAAGGGGGAAGGGAAUAUGUGAGUCGUGACGGUUUGUCCAAAGAGGAAGAUGACAUGGCGAUGCUGAUCCUUUGGAGAUCCUCUCGUCUCACAGGCACAACCGAGGAUGA